This is a messenger RNA of Hyaloperonospora brassicae, 525 nucleotides long. Lineage: Eukaryota; Oomycota; Peronosporomycetes; Peronosporales; Peronosporaceae. The record is from the annotation of a GenBank genome assembly.
AUGGCAGACACGCGCGCAACACUGAUCUUCGUGUAUGGAACGCUGAAGACGGGACUCUGCAACUACGCCGUCUACGUCCAGCCAGCCAUCGAGCAGGGCAGGGCUGCGUUCGUGGGCGCCGCUCGCUCCACGAACGACGAGUUCCACAUGAUGCUGAACGACGAGGGCUUCUUUCCCUGUCUGUACCGCGUGCCCAAAGGAGAGGGCGACCGAGUGGCUGGGGAGGUCUUUAGCGUGGACGACGACACGAUUGCAGCGCUCGAUGCGUUCGAGCGCGUGGACGAUCGAUUUUACGUCCGAGACGUUCUUGAUGUGGACCUCGUGGAUGGCAAGCGCAAAGGAGAGACGGUGACUUGUCAAGUGUACUUGAUGCCGGUCUAUGACGACUUGGCCAGACUCGAGCGCAUUACGAACUACACGGCUGCGAUGAACACCCAAUUUGCACGGGCAAUGACGACCCCCCACUCUGAACUCGUCGAGAGCAUCCUGGCCAAGAUGAAGGAAAGGCAGAAGACAGCUCAGUGA